Puntigrus tetrazona (Sumatra barb) is the source of this 1339-nucleotide messenger RNA. RefSeq names its product coagulation factor VIII associated (gene f8a). The transcript has 12 exons. Gene Ontology annotation, cellular component: early endosome. Lineage: Eukaryota; Metazoa; Chordata; Actinopteri; Cypriniformes; Cyprinidae. Gene Ontology annotation, biological process: vesicle cytoskeletal trafficking. Bases 24 to 1022 code for a protein of 332 amino acids. The record is from RefSeq and is a predicted model, not a curated record. Gene Ontology annotation, molecular function: protein binding.
GUGCAGCCAAUGGGAAUUCUCGUAUGAGAACUUCCUGUAUGUUUGCUCCUCCUCCUGAAGUGUCAACAAUGGCAGCCGAGGGGGAUUUUCUGACGCGUUAUCGUGCGGUGUCAAAUAAACUGAAAAAACGUUUUCUGCGGAAGCCUAAUGUCGCCGAAGCAAGUGAACAGUUUGGUCAGCUGGCCAAGGAGCUCAAGCAACAGGACUGUCCUCAGUAUGCUGCCUUCUGUAAUCUCGCCAUGGCCCGCUGUGAGCAGACCCUGUUCAACGCUCCAGGAGAAGCCCUGGCUCUGACUGAUGCAGCCCGACUCUUUCUGGCCUCGGAGCAGGAAACCCGAGCGCUCAGGGCUCCCGGCUUCGAUGAGAAUAUGCAGGCAGCAAUGAACUGCUAUAGUUUUGCUAUAAAGGUCUAUAUUGAGAUGAAUCAGCCUGUUAUGGCGGCCAGUCUCUCACUGGAGCUUGGCAAUGCUCUGAAGGAGAUGAACAGACCCGGGGAGGCGGUAGUUCAUUUCCAGAGAGCCGCAGAACUGCAGAUUCAGACGCCAAUCGAGGCCCUGUUGUCACUGUGGGAAAUGGCCUCCUGCAAAAUACUGACCCGUGACUACGAUGGUGCUCUUGCUGUUCUCUCUGAGAUGCAGCACAUGUGUCAGGAAAGAGGACUACAGCUACCCGGCACAAACACCCCUGUCGGUGCAUUCAUGGAUAUCAUAGCAAAGUGUGAAAUCUCCAGGGUUUUGCUUCUUAUGCUGCUUGAGCCUCCCCCUCAAAAGCUGUUACCUGAGCAUGCUCAGACACUAGAGCGAUACGCCUGGGAAUCCUUCGACUCGCACAGUCAGGUAAACUUCCUUCCAGAAAAUGUGUUCCUCCUUUUGCAGUCGGUUGUGAUGGCCUGUCAGGAAAAGGACACAGAAUCUCUCAAGGCUCUCCAGAUCGAACUGUGGCCUCUCCUUUCGGCAGAACAGAAUCAUCUCCUCCACUUAGUGGUUCAGGAGCGAAUUACACCCUCUGGUCAGGGCAUAUGAUUCAGUUCAAUACACCCCCGCAGAACAGAUCUUAUUGGAACAUUCCCAUGCCAUUGCCUGGUGCAUUUUGCAUGAGGACUGUAGAAGGUCACUGAACCCAGCAGGGCUGCACAUACACGCAUGAAAAUCAUCUAAUAACAGAUUUUUUCAUGUCUCCUAUUUGAUUUGAAUGUACAUUUCAUUCUCUGAUUUUAUAUAUAUAUAUAUAUAUGUAGCGGUAAGAUGUUACGUCGAAAAGGUAAAUGAUUAUGUUGAAUCUUAUUUAAAGUUGUAAAAUACUGAUGUUGUAAAUAAUAAAAUAACAAAAGCGAUUCUUA